AUGGUUCGAUGGGGAUUCACAGCUCUCGAAGAUGUUUUUUUUUUUAUAUCUUUUUCCAUUUUUAGUUUUUUUUUCCUUCUUUUUCAUCUUUUUUCAAGUGGAGGGAAGAAUAUGGGGACUUUUGAACCUUUGUUAAUUGAGGGAGCAUUCAAAGUUUUUGAUUCCACAUCACAGCAUGUGUGUAUGUGCCAUGAAUUUAGUCUGUUAACUUUGGAAGUGCAUUUUUUUUCCUUUUUUUUUGUUGAUAUUUUUGACUUACCAACUGUGGGAGUGCGGAUUUGGAUUUGUGGUGAUUUUGUUUUUACCUCUUGACUUGACUUGUCUUUCAUCUCAUUUGUACAUAAUUGUUGUGCAUACAUAGUUGCAUAUUAUAGAUUUUUC
Messenger RNA from Ilex paraguariensis (yerba mate), 381 nucleotides. NCBI's taxonomy places the organism in Eukaryota, Viridiplantae, Streptophyta, Magnoliopsida, Aquifoliales, Aquifoliaceae. The record is from the annotation of a GenBank genome assembly.